UCACGCGCUUCGACCGUUGCUCCCCAAGAUGGCGGCUUCCAUUGAGCCGCUUUGCUCAUCCUCGCAGCAGAACGACAGAUAUCGCCUUAUCUCAGUAUCAUUUGAACUCUCCCCGAGGCUGACCACAGAGAGCUGAGCGGGGCCGCGCUGCGAAACACGGAAGCCGUCCCUUCCCCUUCACCCUAUUGCGCUUUCAUGGUACGCGGAGCCGGGCUCGGUGUUGGGCUGAAGGGGGUUGUGCUAUCCGAGUAUGGCCACCGACAACAGGAUCAAUUUCUGGAGGAGAAACACUAAGGUUCCCGGAAGCGUGCAGCCAGUUUAUGGAGCACAGCAUCCACCUCUCGAUCCCCGUUUGCGACGCACGUACCCAAAAGACACAAAGCCCAAAUUCAACAACGUUAAGUCUAAAAAAGCUUGCAGCUUCCACGAGUUUGCUUGCAGCACAAAUGAUGCUUGGGACAUUGACGAUGAGGAGGAUGAAAACUUCUGCGGGACACCCUUCUCGGCUUCCUUUACGCCUUCAGGCCAGGACUUCACGUCUGUGCACAACCAGCAACUCCGGCAUCAGACGGGUGAAACCGAGCAUGUGUUGCCUCACAUACUGACUCCACCCAGGGACGAGGGUCACAACUCCCUAAGGGAUGAUGGCUCAGAGUGCGAGCGCGUCAACGGCAAAUUUGUGAAGUCUAGCAGUGACGCAGAUCUCAACACGACCUCAGUCCGCUCCUCGCUGCAGAAGCAGCAGUCUCUCCCAGUGCGUCCCAUCAUCCCUCUGGUGGCUCGUAUCUCGGAUCAGAAUGCGUCAGGGGCUCCACCCAUGACGGUGCGGGAGAAAAGCCGGCUGGAUAAAUUCAAGCAGCUGCUGGCCAGUCCCAACACCGACCUAGAAGAACUGCGGAAACACAGCUGGUCGGGAAUACCAAGAGAAGUCCGACCAAUCACGUGGAGGCUUCUCUCUGGUUACCUGCCGGCCAACAAGGAGCGCAGAGAGCUGGUCCUGAAGAGAAAGAGAGAAGAGUAUUUUGGGUUCAUAGAGCAAUACUAUCACUCCAGAACAGAUGAGCACUAUAAAGACACAUACAGACAGAUCCACAUUGACAUUCCAAGAACCAACCCGCUCAUCCCUUUGUUCCAGCAGCCUGCAGUCCAAGAGGUGUUUGAGCGGAUUCUGUUUAUCUGGGCCAUCCGUCAUCCAGCCAGCGGUUACGUCCAAGGGAUCAACGACCUCGUCACACCUUUUUUUGUCGUCUUCUUGUCCGAGUUCGUCACGGAGGAUGUGGAGAACUUUGACGUGGCGGCUCUGCCUCUGGAGACCCAAAGAAACAUCGAGGCUGACAGUUUCUGGUGCAUGAGCAAGCUGCUGGAUGGCAUACAGGACAACUACACCUUCGCCCAGCCUGGAAUCCAGAACAAGGUGAAGGCGCUGGAGGAGCUGGUCAGCCGGAUAGACGUGGAUAUUCACAAUCAUUUCAAGAAAUACGAGGUGGAGUACCUGCAGUUUGCGUUUCGAUGGAUGAACAACCUGCUGAUGAGGGAGCUGCCACUUCGUUGUACCAUUCGUCUGUGGGACACCUACCAGGCUGAAGCUGAAGGUUUCUCCCACUUCCACCUGUAUGUGUGUGCUGCCUUUCUCAUCGAGUGGCGCAAAGAAAUCCUCUGCAUGGCUGACUUUCAGAGCCUCCUGAUGCUUCUGCAGAACCUCCCAACCAUCCACUGGGGAAACGAGGAAGUGGGUCUCCUCCUGGCCGAAGCCUACAGACUCAAGUACAUGUUUGCAGACGCCCCCAACCAUUACAAGAGAUAGGCAACGAAUCAAGCGCGCCUGUGACUGCAAGCGCCUGAGCAGUAUUUUGGUGCAGCCCUGACCAGACCGACAGUGGGAUAAACUGAACUUUAUGCUGUGAAGAAGAAGUUUGCAGAGUCUCGCCAUGAUUUUUGGAUUUUCCAGCAGAGCCACGAAGCUCCGGUGAAUUUCCUGGACUACAUGCAGUAGACGACGUACUGCACUGCAUCAGCGGACUGUUACAGUAUAUCAACCACGUGUAUUUAGUUUUUCUUCCACUCGGAAAAACCUGCUGGCAUUUUAAAGGAUGGUGAAUGUUUGUGAAAUCCUCCUUUUAGUGACAUCUGCAGAUUCUAUUUUGUAUUUGUUUUUUCUAAAACAAAAGAAACACUGUAAGAACCAAGCAACUACUGUUUUACUUUCCUCAUUUUAAGCUUAUUAAGUCAGACACUGCUGAGCUGUUCUAAAUAGGAAACACAACGAAGGCCCCGUCUCCCCUCUGAUUCGUUUAGGACGACCAAAUCUGCUGGGAACAAUCAGCCUUUCAAAUCCUGGGUUUGGACUGAAUUAGCUUCCUGUUUUUACAUUCUAGAACUGUCGGAGUUUCUUUUCAUGUUUUAGUCUUUUUAGGUAAAAGCUGAAAACCCAACUCUAUUCCUGGCUGUGAAUCACUUUGAUCAACUUCUAGAGGGUUCAGCUUCCCUUUUUCUGUGUAUAAAAUGAUAUUUAAGGUAUAAUUACCUGAAAUAGUACCUUAUGUAUAUGGUAUUUAAAAUACCUUAACUAAAAGUGCAACUUUUAGUUAAAUGACCCCGACUUAGUGGUUGUGAAUUAAGCAUAACGUGUGAUGUUUUACACAAUUUUAGUUAAAACAAAACUAAAUAUGUCGACCCUUCUUAAUGCCACUGAGUUAAAACUCCUGCAGACCAAUAUGGAAUCCCUUUCGUGGCAUGGUGGAUCAUUCAGUUUUAAUCUGUAGCCAGAAAAUGCAUUCACAUAUGACAGAAAAGCUGAACAUUUUUUUUGCUUUGGAAAACACGUCUGAGUGAAAUUGUUGUAAUUAUCGGCACAUCGUCUUUUCAGUUCUAGUAGAGGGAACUCAUGGAAUCCCGAAUCAAAAACAUGGGGAGUCCUUGAACCUCCUCUGAACCUUACUAGUAUGAAAACGGGAUUCCCGUCUUGUUUCAAGGUCAUCAAAGAGCAGCUGGCAGAUCAAAGUUUCAGGAGAAAGGCUUGUUGUGCACAGCGUUUUUUAUUUUACCCAAAGUUUUCUUUUGGCUUGACAUCCAGCCUGUUAAUUUAGCUGAUCUGCCUUUUUUUAGAGAAGGCAUUUUUACUCUGCAACAAGACGCGUUAUCAUCAUCAUCCUGAUAAAAUGACUUCGUCAUUUCUAAAUCUAUGAUGUAUUGAUUUUACAAGAAAAGUACCCAGCGAUACAUUUCCUGAGGAGUUGAUCACUGCUCUCUGCUCUUCUGUCUUCCCUGUCGUACUGUCCUGCAUCAUCUCUGCUUCUUCAUCAGUGUGAAAAAAAAAUCUGAAUCGGAAGGUCAGGCUUUUUAAAUAUUGAUGAUCGGCCAGAAAACUGCAAUUGGUGCAUCCCUAAUUUCUUUUCUUGCUCAUUUUCUGUUUUCCAGGCACAUUGCUUCAAGUAAUGUCUAGUUUCUGAAUACUUUCCUUUAGUAGCCUUCCUGUUUUUGUGGACUUGGUCCAAAUUUUAGACCCAGCUAACCAACAUUUAGCCAAACUACACAUUGAUCUCACCGUCUUAACGAUGCAAUGUGUCGUUAAGGUCUUCAAAUUAUUUUUAAUAGAGACCUGUGUGUGUAUUUGUUUUAGAAAUGUUAGUCACUCAGAAUCCAGAAUUAUUUCUUCUGUUGGAUUUUUAAAAUAUAUGCUGUUGAUGGCAAAGUCAUUUAAUGGCUUCAAGGUAUAUUUUUUAAAAGCCAUAAUGUUCAGCUGUUAAAAUUAUUUAGUCCUCUGUGUUUUGCUUUAUAUUUGUUAUGUAGUAAAAUAACGGCGCAUUCUCCCAGGCCAGUGAUUCCUCAUUCAGUUCUGGUACGAUUAACUUUUCUCCACUCCAGUAAGAAUCGUUUCUACAGUCGGAAAACAGAAUUAGUGUUUGUUUAUUUUUCAUGCCUGUUGGCACUGAAGAACGUUUAGUCUUAACCUGCUGCUGAACACAGUCAGGGCAGCUGAACAUCCAUGAUGAUGCCUUUGUUUUGAACAUUUGCAACGUACUCCUGGGAGGUUUUUCUAACUUGUAUUUACGUUUUUGUUUUUUUUUCUAUUUGUUUGUUUUCCUGAUCCGAGUUUGUAUCACACGACUUGGUUGUUUUAAACAUUUGCGUUCUCACUCGUCCAUCUACCGUGUGGUAACGGCACAGCAUACAGCACGAAUGCUCUGUAUUAUGCGACUACUUGUUUUCAUCCUCAUGUGAGCCAGUCUGGAUGAAAACCACUGAUGGAGUCUGAACAUUGGACUGCAGCCCUGAAGAUUUCGCACUUUAAUUCAGUCAGUUGACGAGUUUCAGAGUUGAAGGUGCGACUGGGGGCGCUUCGGUACUUAAACCUCAUUUCCCUCCCAAGACGACCUGGCCCCGUCUUACACCACUUAUGGUACAGUUAGUGUUUAAUAUCGAGUCUCAUCAUCUCCAUGGAGUACUCUGAAUGUUUUGUGAGCGUUGCAGUUUACCUGUAGCCUUAAACCCACAUUCAUUCCUUCAUUCAGGCGAGUCCGCUGAUUGUCGCUACCACGACGGUGCUGUUCGACCCACGCCGACGUACUUAAAUGUCAUUUGCUUUCAAAACGUGAUGUGAAGAACUAAAUGUUAGUUAGGGGUGAUGAAGCGUUGAUGUGGAUUCAACAUAUGAAGCCAAGUACGUUGUGGGCCAACGCAAAAUGUUUUUGAAGUGCUUCGGUUGUCAGAACUGGCUUUAGCCUUAAAUGAAUAAAUCAUUACAGUUCCUGCUGUAUGCUCAUUCUUUUUGUUUAUAUUAAACUAAUUGCUAUUAUUCA
Xiphophorus hellerii (green swordtail) is the source of this 4799-nucleotide messenger RNA. RefSeq names its product TBC1 domain family, member 22B (gene tbc1d22b). Gene Ontology annotation, molecular function: GTPase activator activity. Lineage: Eukaryota; Metazoa; Chordata; Actinopteri; Cyprinodontiformes; Poeciliidae. The coding region runs from base 251 to 1804 and encodes 517 amino acids. Gene Ontology annotation, biological process: activation of GTPase activity. The record is from RefSeq and is a predicted model, not a curated record. The transcript has 14 exons.